This is a messenger RNA of Gossypium arboreum, 846 nucleotides long. RefSeq names its product serine/threonine-protein phosphatase 7 long form homolog. The record is from RefSeq and is a predicted model, not a curated record. The transcript is spliced from 4 exons. Bases 1 to 846 code for a protein of 281 amino acids. NCBI's taxonomy places the organism in Eukaryota, Viridiplantae, Streptophyta, Magnoliopsida, Malvales, Malvaceae. Gene Ontology annotation, biological process: meristem development; meristem maintenance.
AUGGCUUCAUUGAUCAAGAAGGAUGUUCCUCACAUAUGUGACACAGUUAAUAAUAUGGACUUGUACCGCGUAUUAAGGGAUCAGGUGAAUGGUUUAGGAUAUUCCCUAGAUGCACGACUGAUGCCCUACUUGGAGCUAGCAGGAUUCGGGUCAGCAGCAUUGACCCGGACGCUCGAUUUGCGGUAUGAUUUAAUAUCCGCAUUGGUCGAGCGUUGGCAAGCGGAGACCCACACUUUUCAUUUACCGUGUGGGGAGUGCACUGUCACUCUGGAGGAUGUUGCAUUGGACUUUGGGCUCCCAAUAGAUAGGGAUGCCGUCACGGGCGUAAGUACGAUAGCUGAGCCGACUGCACUUUGUUAUAACCUGCUAGGAGCCUCGCCUGACGAUACUGAUUUUACUUUUUUGGAGUUGAAAUUUACAUGGCUAAAAGCUAAUUUUCAACAUUUAUUAGUUAAUGCCACUAAAGAAGAGUUGAUGUGCCCAGCUCGAGCUUGGGGUUCCGUAGUUCUGGCUAUGUUAUAUCAUGAGCUUUGUCGGACGAUAAAGCCUGAUGCCGUAGACAUGGGCGGAUGUCUUAUAUUGUUGCAAUCAUGGGCUCUUUAUCGGAUGCCAUUCUUGGCAUCAAUAUCAUAUCGUAGACCAGAAAUUGCGGCUGUUAUACGCUCGUCUGCCUACGUUGAUUCUCAAUUGUGGUGCACUAACGCACCAAUUAUCAGUUUCAAUGUAGUUGAGUGGUACCGCGGGGAUCGAGUACUACGACAGUUUGGUUGCAUCCAGUAUAUCCCGGAUCCGCCAAUGCAGGUGGGGGAGGUUCACGGCAUCAACAAGAGAGGGAAACAUGGAUAG